CACUACGUGGUACCUCUGGUCACUAAGCUUCUUAAUUGUCCCGGCUUCUCGCCAGGGGCGUUCCCCGCCCCGGAGUUCGGGGGAUCCCGGGGCGGGGAGCUAUCUCUGCCCCUCCCCUUCUCUCUUGUACCUCCUCCCCGCUCCCCUUCCCCUUGGGCUCUGCGCAAACCCGGAAGAGCGACAGACAGGACCGGUGUCUGCGGGAGCCGGAGCAGCCAGGACCGGACGGCUCGGAGCCUGGGAUGGCAGGUGACUCUGGGAAGAUGGAAGACGGCCUCCAAGAGUGGAUCGGCAGUGCCUACCUGUUUGUGGAAUCCAUGAUGGAGAAAGUAAUUCUGCCUGACCUAUACGAAGAUUCUCAGUGGAAGCUGGCAAUAUUUCGGGUCCUUAAAUUGGCACUGGCAGGAUGCACCGGGAGCCAGGACGGAGCCCAGAUUCUAAAGAUCCAUUGCAGCAACCCGAAGCUCAUCGUGCAGCUGAAGUUCUGCGGGCAGGAGCCAUGCAGCCGCUUCCUCCGGAGCUAUCGCGAGGGGGCUCUGCUGGCCGCCCUCCAGGACAGCCUGGUGGCUUUGCUGGGCCACACCCAGGACCUGAUGCUGCACCUGGAGCUUCGCGUGGGCUCCGAGCGCCUGGAUUUGAUGCUUCAGGAGGAGGAGCGCUGCCUGCGCUGCAUCCGACAGGCCAAGCCGGACCGGCUCCGAGACGAGGAGAUAGGUGAGCUGGAGGAUGCUUUCCGAAGCCUGACCUGCGAUCCCGGGGGUGGUAAAUCCUUGGCCCCAGCCCCAAAGGCUUCAACCCCGGAGGUCCCAGCCCCGAAGACCCCAGCCCACUUGCUCCCUCAGUGCACACCGCCAAAGACCUUUAUGUUCCAGGGACAGCAGAUUGCUAACCGUCCUCUGAGCCUGGAGGACCAACAGAAGUUCGCUCGCUCCGUGGGCCGCAAGUGGCGGACGGUGGGCCGGGCACUGAAUUGCCGGGCCCUUCGGGAACAUGACCUGGACUCCUUGGCUUACGAAUAUGACCGCGAUGGGCUUUACGAGCAGGCCUUCCAGCUGCUGCACCGCUUUGUGCUGGCCGAGGGCCGCCGGGCCACCCUUCAGCGCCUCAUCGAGGCUCUAGACAAGAGCAGCCUCACCAGCCUGGCUGAGGACCUGUUGGGGCUUCCGGGGCGCCGGGAACACCAGGAACAGGAAGGGGAAGAAGAUUAACUGGUAGAGGAGGCUGCCAAAGGCACUGCCCAGCCCCACCGGCCCCACCUACCUUGAGCCAGCACAAUUCAGACCUGUUGGACUAAGGGUGGGAUGCCUGAUUUGUCUGCAGCUGGGUUAGGGGGCCCGACCUAUCCAGGGACAGUGAAGGCCCUACUCUAUCUGAGACAGAUGGAGGAGAGGUGAAAGGCUGAACUCCUAUCCCUCUCCCACCCUUUGAUGUGUCUCACACAAAACUGGGCCCUUACCUGAAUGUGUGUUAGGCCCUCCUGGUGCCCACCCACCGACAGCUACCCAUUGUCUCAUCUGAAGUCCAAAGCACUUUGAAGAUGUCCCAGUACCCUGCUCCUUGUGUCCCAGAGAAGCUUGUUCUGCAGAACAUAGCUGAACCUAAUCGAUAAAGUAAAGGGUCCUGUCGAUUUGAUGUGACAACUGAUAGUCGGGGUCAAGGUAUGGAGGUGCAUUAGGGGAAGAGAAAGAACUGGAGGGAAGGGUUUGAUAAUAAUAUUUAGACAGCUGUUCAAGGUUAAAAUUGACAUGAGACUUUGGGGAAACCAAAUAGUGCCUUAAGGUUUGCAAAGAAUUUUACAUCUUAUUUUAUUUGAUCCUUAUAACACAACCCUGGGAGGUUGGUGCUAUUCUUAUCUCCAUUUUUCAGAUGAGGAAACCAAGGCUGAGAGAAAUGAAGUAACUUGCCCAGGGUAGUUGUUCGGUGGUGACCCUGUCUGGGCUUUUCUUGGCAAAGAUGCUGGAGUCUUUCGACAUUUCCUUCUCCAGCUCGUUUGACAGAUGAAGAAACUGAGACAAAUAGGGUUAAGUGACUUGCUCAGCUAGUAGGUGUCUGAGGCCACACUUGAACUCAGGUCUUCCUGGCUCCAUGAACUCUGCCAAUCCAGCUGCUUUUAAACAGGAAAGAACAGUCUCUGCUUUUCUUUGACACUGAUGCAUAUGCUGGAGGCAGGGGAGAAGGGGAAAAGUUAGGGGGAAGAGGGCUCUCCUACACUUCCCCAAAGAGAGUGUGUGUAUAUAUGUAUCUGUGUAUGUAUCAGUCAGAAAGCAUUAAGUGCCUACUAUGUGCCAAGUAUUAAUGCUGAGCUAUGGAGAUACAGACGGAAACAGGAGCAGUUAACUUAGAUUCUAAGGGGAGACAAUAUACAUAUCUACACAUCACUACGAAAGCAUGAGGAGCAGAUACAAGGUACCCUGGGGUAAGGCCAACAAAGGCUGUCUGCCUAAGGCUGGACUAGAGCUCUCUGGAAGGAGACCAGGGAUCCUAAGAGGCAGAGGGAGGAAAGCCAGUGAAACAGAGUUAAGGGCCAUGGGAAAUGACAGAUCUUGGAUGAGGAACAGCAAGAGGUCAGCGUGGCUGAAGCACGAGGUGUGCAGAAGGCAGGAAUGAGGCUGGAAAAGUAGGAAGAGACUGGGCUGUGUAAAGGGCUUUAAACCAAGACAGUUUCUAUUCGGUCCUACAGGUAGGAAGGAGCCACUGGUGUCUGAGUAGGUGGGUUAAAGUUGCAUAUGGGGGUUUUUGAUGGCGGAGGAGGAUGGAUUGGGAUGGGAAGAGCUAGAUGGCUGUUGCAAUCAUCCAGCAUGUAUGAGCUCCCCAGCCCAAGCAGUUCUAAGAAUGAAGGAGCAGAUGAAAACAGUUAGGACUAGAUGUUGUGUUGGCUUUAAAAACUUAGUUCGAAUUCUUGUCUGCCCCCUAAACAAGGCUUAAAUUUCCCCAUCUUUACACAAAUGAGAGUUGGGCAAAGAUAAUAGGUGGUGCAGUGAAUAGAGCACUGGGCCUGGAGUCAGGAAGACCUAAAUUAAGAUUUGGCCUCAGACACUUACUAUAGCUGUGUGACCCUGGGCAAGUCACUUCACCCUGUUUGCCUUAGUUUCCUCACCUGUUAAAUGAGUUGGAGAAGGAAAUGGCAACCCACUCCAGUAUCUCUGCCAAGAAAACCCCAGAUAGGUACAAGGACUCAGACAUGACUCAACAACAUCAGUCUCCAGCUUUAAAAUCCUGUGAUCCAAAGGGACACUAUGACUGUGGGGGGUUUUGCGUGGUUUUUUUUUGUUUGUUUGUUUGUUUGUGAAACUCUAUUCCUGGUGGCCUUUUGAAGGUUGCUAAACCCUAUUCUUUGGUAAGUGUUUGUGGACCAGUGCUUUAAUAAAAAAUUCCCCCCUUAA
This is a messenger RNA of Dromiciops gliroides (monito del monte), 3383 nucleotides long. It is a transcript of the gene TRADD, whose product is annotated as TNFRSF1A associated via death domain. Gene Ontology annotation, cellular component: tumor necrosis factor receptor superfamily complex. Gene Ontology annotation, molecular function: transmembrane receptor protein tyrosine kinase adaptor activity. The record is from RefSeq and is a predicted model, not a curated record. Bases 243 to 1208 code for a protein of 321 amino acids. NCBI's taxonomy places the organism in Eukaryota, Metazoa, Chordata, Mammalia, Microbiotheria, Microbiotheriidae. Gene Ontology annotation, biological process: extrinsic apoptotic signaling pathway; positive regulation of canonical NF-kappaB signal transduction. The transcript has 5 exons.